ACCCUUUGCUUUUUACUUAUUGCCCCCUUUUACUCGGAACCCAAACUAAACCCUCCACCCUCGGUGCGCAACCAGGAAGCAAACAUGUCGAACUCCGGCGACGCAAAUGCAGCAGCACAAGAGCAAGAACAAGAAUGGGCGACGAUGGCUCAAGCAUGGCUGUGCUCCUUCCCGGAGCCCAAGGAAGUGACCAUGGCGGAGGUUGAAGCUUGGAUCGACUCUAACCUCUCUUCUCUCCCUGAGGGUAUCCAAUCCAUGCCUCGCCCAGAUCUUUGCCAUAGACUCAUCUCCAUUCAAAAUUGCAUGAGACUCCCUAAUCAGGAAAAGGAAGGAAAUAAUGUUGAUGUUCCUCAUGCACGAUUUCAACGCACUGAUCAAUGGCUUCCUGUGUAUGCUUGGUUAGAAACAUUAAACAAGGACGAGGUAGUUAAGUCUAAGGAAAUUUCUGAGUGGUUAGAGCAGAACCCUGAUAUCCAAGAACAGUUAUGCUCCAGGCAUACUCGUUAUCACUUGAUGCAUUAUGUCAAAAAAUGCCAUUUCAAAAUAUUGAAAAGAAGACAAAAGGGGAAGGGUUUAGAGCUGCCUGGCAAAGAGUUGUCAUUAAAAGUUCAGAAAGAUGUGCCAAUGAAACGCCCAGCCCCACUUCCAAGUACUCCUGUAAUCAAUCUUCCCAGAGUUCCCAAAGAUAGUGAUUUGUUCUUGGCCAAAAAAAAUGAAGCCUAUCAAAAAUAUCAGAUUUUACUUGAGUUGGAGAAGCUGUUUUCCCCAAUAUUCUCGAAGCUUCCUAUCACAAACCAGUAAGGCGAUGUUGAAAACAUCAACUAUUUCCUGAUUCGGCCCCACUCCAGAGGUACCCUUGUGUUGAUUCAUCUUCUCAUGGUUUCUGUUCAAUGAAGCAGUGUUGUCUCUCCUAAACGUUCACAUUAGAGGGUAAUGAUUCUCAUUAGAGGGACGUAGCACAUAGUUUUUUUUUUUUUUUUAAAUCUAGAAAGUAGUGUAGUGAAUUACUUUUAUGAUCAUAUAGCUAUUGAGUUUGAUUAUGAUACACAUUCAGUGUAGAAAGUUUUAUACUUUUAGCACAUCAUAACCAAAAUAUUGUGCGACUUUGGUACUAGUCAGGAUUAAAGUAAGUUUUUAAUAAUUUGAUGCUUAUGAUUAA
Medicago truncatula (barrel medic) is the source of this 1159-nucleotide messenger RNA. RefSeq lists its product as uncharacterized. NCBI's taxonomy places the organism in Eukaryota, Viridiplantae, Streptophyta, Magnoliopsida, Fabales, Fabaceae. Bases 85 to 801 code for a protein of 238 amino acids. The transcript is spliced from 5 exons. The record is from RefSeq and is a predicted model, not a curated record.